This is a messenger RNA of Entrophospora sp. SA101, 450 nucleotides long. NCBI's taxonomy places the organism in Eukaryota, Fungi, Glomeromycota, Glomeromycetes, Entrophosporales, Entrophosporaceae. The record is from the annotation of a GenBank genome assembly.
AUGGAUAUGCUUCAAACCAAAUUCCAAUAUUAUAAUACUCGAGUUGAUAGAGAAUUAUCAAAAUACCCACAGAUAAUUAACUUGGAACGACAAACUGGAAUUCCAAAAACUUAUCUUGCAGCUAGUGUUGUUGGUAUUGUUUUUGUCUUGAUCUUUUUCAAUGUCUGGGGAUCGUUGUUUUCUAACAUUAUUGGUUGGCUAUAUCCAGCUUAUGCUUCUUUCAAAGCCAUUGAAAGUGCUAAAAAAACUGAUGAUACUCAAUGGUUAACAUAUUGGCUUUCCCUUCCACCUUUUAAUGGUGCCAAGAUCGUUUAUGCUAGAGGAAUUAGACCAUUUCUUUUGGAAUACCAAGAUGCUGUUGAUGAAAAUCUUGAUAAAUGGAAAAGAAAAGUUGAUCCUUAUGUUGAAGAAGCUUUUGAUUCUUCUAGCAAUUUUGAUAGGGAUUACUAG